This is a messenger RNA of Tetrahymena thermophila SB210, 504 nucleotides long. Its product is annotated as transmembrane protein, putative. The record is from RefSeq and is a predicted model, not a curated record. The transcript has a single exon. NCBI's taxonomy places the organism in Eukaryota, Ciliophora, Oligohymenophorea, Hymenostomatida, Tetrahymenidae.
AUGUUAUUAAGGUUUACUAUAUUUAUUGAGGGGUAUUAUUUUGUAUUUAAAGUGAAAUACUCUAAUUUUUUCUCAUAAAAUUCUUUGAUCCUUUCUAGAAUGUUUUGUUACUUCAAUAAUUUUUCUAACAAAGGUAUUUAUGUGGAUUAAAAUGAAGUGUUCAUCUAAAUUUUGAAUCACUUGUGUAAAAUAGAUACUUUUGUUGCUAGAACAGUUAGGUGUAACAAAUUUAAAAUGUUCUGUGGCUUUUUAUUAUUCAAGAUUAAUUCAAAUUAAUUUCAAAAAUUCAUCAUAAUUUUUUUCAACUUUUUGAUCUUAACCAUUUCAUCUAAAAUUAGCUUAUCUCUUAAAAAGAUCAGAGCCAUAAGUAAGUAAAGUCAAACUAAUUGCAAUAAAUUACUAAGAGCAGUAGGGUUAAAGGAUGGAUUGAAAUCUAAAUGCUCACAGUAGAUCUAAUAAGUUUUAAGGUUCUAUCAAUCGUGUAAUUGUGUGACUAUUAAAUGA